UGUGUUGUGUGCGUGCAGGCACGAUGGGGAGAGGUCCACCGUCCUUACAGAGCCCGAAGCCAUAUCAAAGCGGCUCUGCCUUAGUCCCCUGGUAGAGGGACAGGAGGGACUGGCCGAGAGGGUGCUGACAGCCUCUGAAGGCUCCUCCUUCACCACCCCCACCCCCACCUUCCUCAAGUGCCAACAACUUCGCGAUGAAAGGGAAGCGCAAGACACUCAAUGCCAGUGACGUCCUCUCCGCCAUGGAAGAAAUGGAGUUCCAGCGGUUUGUUACGCCCCUGAAGGAGGCCCUGGAAGCGUACAGGCUGGAGCAGAAAGGCAAGAAGGAAGCUUCGGAACAGAAGAAGAAGGACAAAGACCUGAAAACGGACGCGGAGGAGCAAGACAAGAGCAGGGAUGAGGACAACGAGGAAGAGGAGGAGAGGCUAGAAGAAGAAGAACAGAACGAGGAGGAGGAGGAGGUGGACAAUUGAAUGGCGUGGGAAGACCGUGGCCUCUUGGAAGGUGCCACUCGGAAGGGUGGGACACAAUUCUGUGAGCAGUCUUCAGUGGAUGGACUGAGAAGAUGGAGAUAAGACUGGCUAGAAACAUAGCACAAAGCCAGCGCUUCCAGGACGGUAGGCACCUGAGGAGCAGCACCUUGUUUCCUUUAAUCCAUCUGGAAGGCGUGGCUUUUUUGACCAGAGGGAUUCCGAGCAGCUAAUCCAAUUAGCCAAUUGGAUCUCUCUUACGCAGUACUAUGAUUGUAUGUAUGGUUAGGCUGUUUUUGAUCCCUACUCCCUUCUUCCUUACCCGUCCCCUUCACACACACACACACACACACACACACACACAAUAAAAAUAAAACAACUUCCACCCAACCUGCUGUGUUUCAGAUCACAUCUGAGGCUCAGGAAAAAUGGGGGCUUUGAUCAUGACAGCCUGUGUUUGAUUGGGUAGUACUUGGCAGUCCUAGCUUACUAAAGAGUGAGUGCUGUAGCCUUUGGAGACUACUAAAAAGUCCUUGGAGAAAACAAAGCUGUAACCUUGCUACUUGACAGUGGGUCUUGAUGGGUUGACUGGACUUGGAACCCUUCUGUAUUGUGCAUAGUGAGUACGUGGCUUGCUGGGUGGUUGCCCCCUGGGCAGACAGGCUUUUAAUUGAGUAGUGUGUAUUUAGUCGAGUGAGGAUGCCAAUGCCGCCUUCUUACAAAACAGAUGUCUUAGUCUUAGCCGAACCUCCCUGCCUGCCCCUGUACAGCUUUUUAGGGUUCAUCUUCACACACAUGAAGGUGUAGAAUCCCAGGCUUUGUCCUGUAAUCUCACCCCCCCAACUUCUCGGCCUUUAAUUCAUGACCCUUCCAAACUUCAUAACCUUAAGGCACACUUUUUCCAUCUGCCUCUCUCCCUGCCUCUGCCCUCCGUCCCAUUCCCAUUCCUUCCUCCUCGUCUCACUUCUGCCACUCUGGGGACGCUGGUAAGCUGCUUAGUAGCUCUGGAAGGGUAGGUUCCUCUGGUUCUUUAGUUACAAUCUAAUGCCUUUUAAAACAUGAUUCUCACCCUUCUCUAAACCUUAAGGACGGUGCUCAGGAAUCUGAUUCCCCCGUACCAUCAUCCCUUUAAGUGCUUCCCGAUGGUCUCCCGGGGCCGGCCUUGGCCUUUUCCCCACUUCAGUGCUCUAAACACUUUUUGCCUCUGUUGAAUGUUUGGAGUUUGACACUUGUCAAAUGAUUAACAGUAAAAAGCUUGAUAAGUGAAUCAAGAGUCUUGAGAAAGCUAUAAUGUGUUUUAUAAAUAAAGAACAUUCUUGUUUAA
Echinops telfairi (small Madagascar hedgehog) is the source of this 1794-nucleotide messenger RNA. RefSeq names its product DNA polymerase epsilon 3, accessory subunit (gene POLE3). The record is from RefSeq and is a predicted model, not a curated record. The transcript has 2 exons. Gene Ontology annotation, molecular function: chromatin DNA binding; protein heterodimerization activity. Gene Ontology annotation, biological process: DNA damage response; heterochromatin formation; leading strand elongation. NCBI's taxonomy places the organism in Eukaryota, Metazoa, Chordata, Mammalia, Afrosoricida, Tenrecidae. Bases 195 to 473 code for a protein of 92 amino acids. Gene Ontology annotation, cellular component: CHRAC; epsilon DNA polymerase complex.